Messenger RNA from Racocetra persica, 493 nucleotides. The record is from the annotation of a GenBank genome assembly. Lineage: Eukaryota; Fungi; Glomeromycota; Glomeromycetes; Diversisporales; Gigasporaceae.
CGGCACAGGAUUUGCCAAUGGCGUGGUAAAUCAGCCCUCAAGCAAUAUACAUCCUCCGAGAAGGUCCAAUUCAACGGGCGAUAUUAGUCAGGCCAAUCCAUUCCUUAAUAGUGGAGACACAAACAACCCUGGAGGCGGAGCUUUUAAUACCCUUCCGUCUAGUUUCAAUUCUCCACCUGCUAAAAAUGAUUUCCUUAAUACAUUUAGUACAAACAUCAAUCAGCCUGCAUCGUCAUUUUCUACUUCAUCUUAUACAACGACUAGCCUUCCCACUAGCAAUAGUCUUAUUGAUCUCGAUACAGGCAGCUUUAGCAGCCAAGUCAGCAAAAACCCUUUUCAAACACAACAGACAAUGAUUCCAAGCGAUAUUAACAAACCAAAAUCUCUCAUAGACAUUCAACGAGAGCAGCAGCUCCUUCAACAAUCACAAGGGUUAAAUUUAUUCGAACAGCCUAAUCAAGGUGCCAAUGUUGGAUUUGGAAAUCCAUGGUGA